CCUGAUGUCUGGCCUGGCCACCAUGGACUCCAAGGCCUGUGGGAAAAUGGGGUUGAUCACUCUCACCUAUUAUCUUUGGACGACAUUCAUGGCUGUGACUGUUGGGAUUGUGCUUGUGAUCAACAUUCAUCCAGGUGCUGCUGCCCAAAAGGAGGAGUAUACCACAGGCAAAGUGGUGCUGAGCUCUGCAGAUGCCUUACUGGAUUUAAUCAGAAAUAUGUUUCCUUCUAACCUGAUUGAGGCUUCAUUCCAGCAGUAUCGAACAGUUCUCGUCCCAGUGGUGAAAUCUUCAGGCUUUCCAAAGAUCCCAGGGAAACCUCUCAGCUUCAUUUACUUUGCACCUGACGAUGAAAAUUCCGAAAUCCAAAGACCUGUGCUUCUUGAGAUCACCCCGUCUCCAGAAAUGACCUACCGGACCCUGCCUGGGACCAGCAAUGAAAUGAAUGUCUUGGGGAUUGUUAUCUUCUCUGCUACAAUAGGUCUCCUUCUAGGGAAAAUGGGUGAGCGCGGAACUCCUUUAGUCAACGUGUGCCAGUGUCUGAAUGAAGCAGUUAUGAAGAUUGUUUCAAUGGCAGUUUGGUACUUCCCAUUUGGCAUUGUGUUUCUCAUUGCUGGGAAGAUUUUGGAAAUGGAGGAUCCAGCUGUGAUUGGAAAGAAAUUGGGACUCUACGCCAUAACGGUGGUGACAGGGCUAGUCAUCCAUGGACUUAUCCUCUUGCCUUUGCUUUUCACACUCAUUACCAGGAAGAACCCCUUUGCUUUCAUCCGGGGAAUACUGCAAGCCCUGCUGAUUGCCCUUGCGACAUCAUCCAGCUCAGCAACCCUGCCCAUCACCCUGAAAUGUCUUCUGGAAAACAAUGGGAUAGACAGACGGGUGGCACGGUUCGUUCUCCCUGUUGGCGCAACCAUUAAUAUGGAUGGGACUGCACUGUACGAGGCAGUCGCUGCAAUCUUUAUUGCUCAGGUCAACGAGUACGAUUUGGACUUGGGACAAAUUAUAACUAUCAGCAUAACAGCGACAGCAGCAAGCAUAGGUGCAGCGGGAAUCCCCCAGUCAGGACUCGUUACAAUGGUCAUUGUACUAACCUCUGUUGGCCUUCCCACUGAUGACAUCACACUGAUCAUUGCAGUUGACUGGGCUUUAGAUCGACUUAGAACAAUGACCAAUGUCCUGGGUGAUGCACUUGCUGCGGGCAUCAUAGCACACGUCUGCCAGAAAGAUUUUGCCCCAAAGCCAGAGAAACAAGAUCCAGUGAGCAACACAGAGAAGCUUUCUUCUGCAGAGAACUCCCUUCUCCAGCCCAAAGACCAUGUGAUGGAAAUGAUUGUAGAAACCUUGUCCGAACGAACAGGAGUUAGUUACAAUAUCUGCCAGGUGUAAUGGCCGCAGCGUUUUCAUCCCCAAGAAGGGAAUUUUGGUGCUAAAA
Molecule: messenger RNA, 1427 nt
Organism: Chelonoidis abingdonii (Abingdon island giant tortoise)
Lineage: Eukaryota; Metazoa; Chordata; Testudines; Testudinidae
Source: RefSeq, a predicted model, not a curated record